GACCGUGUCACAGAAGUCCCUGUCCAUACGGCUUUCUUUCAGAUUCCGCCGUGGCUGCGCGGUUCUUCGCCUUCAGGUUCUUCACACUCUGUCUUCGAAUAGCUCGAGUCCGAUCGAUAAACCGCGCGCACAAUAUCGUUCCAUCCUUUCGCUUUGGGCAAGUUCCGUUCCCCAUAAUCUCGCAAUGUCUCCGACACCCCCGUCUACAACGUCGUCCAGCGCUGGCGCAUUUUCUCCGGAAGGGCAGUUCAGGGUUAUCAGGAAGAGGAACCGGGUGCCUCUCUCUUGUGGACCCUGCCGGCAUAGGAAGCUGAAAUGCAACCGUUCGCACCCGUGUGAGAACUGUGUCAAGCGGGGCGAUGCGGCAUCAUGCUCGUACGCCCAGGUCAACGUGCGAAAGAAGAACACCCCCCAACAGACCGCUUCGAGCUCUCCAGACGAUAUGCAAAACAGGAUCGACCGACUAGAAAGCCUAGUCCUAUCCUUGAUGACUAACGGGUCCCAGGCCGCGGGUCCUGCCGCGGCCAUGGCUGCCCUCUCUGGCAACAGCAGCAACACUGGUUCGGUGCCACAUACAGGCGACCUGGACCUGGAUCUCGAAGAUGAAUCGCCCAACGGCCCGGAGGAGAGCGACACGGAGCAAGUGACCAAGUCGUUUGGUAUCAUGAAAGUCGACAACAACAAAUCCCUGUAUUUCAGCGAGGCGCACUGGGCCACAGUCAUGAACGACAUCGCAGAAGUCCGCAACUUCUUCCAGACACACAAGAAACAGUAUGAGGAACAGGCUGAAAAGUUGAAGAGCACCAAGCUCCCAACCGACGUUCCGGGCUCGGCAUUGUUGUUUGGUGCCACGAAGCCUCUAAGCCGAGCCGAAAUCAUGUCUUCUUUCCCCUCCAAGUAUACAACAGAUAUGUUGAUUGCGCGCUACUUUAGCUCCUACGACCCCUCAACUCACGUCCUUCAUGGACCUACUUUUCAGGCACAGUAUAACAAACAUUGGGAAGAUCCUUCCCAGACUUGUACUGUUUGGAUCGCCAUGCUUUUUGCCAUGAUGCGACUGGCAAUGCUGUCAUAUCAUCGCGAUGGAGAUGAACCUCCCGAGUUCCGGGGGAAGUCCUUGGAUAUGGCCGGCACGUUCAGAAACCUGGUGGCGCAGUGUCUUACCUUGGCCGACUUCACCAAAUCGUAUCCCAACCUGAUCGAAAGCUUGAUCUUCCACCUUCAUGGAGAUCUCUGUCAAACAAGGGAAGCGGAUGUGUCGGUGUGGGUGCUCGUAGGGGUGAUCGUGAGACUGGCCAUGAGGAUGGGGUAUCAUCGCGAUUCGAAGAUGUUCCCCAACAUCACACCGUUCCAAGGUGAGAUACGCCGUCGCGUGUGGACAUUCGUGCGGCAGGCGGACCUGCUGUGCUCGUUUCAAAUCGGACUACCGAGCAUGAUCCGUACCACCGACAGUGAUACGGAUUUGCCGCGGAAUCUCUACGACGACGAUUUCGACGAGACCUGCCAAGAGCUCCCUCCAUCACGCCCCCCGAACGAACCUACCCCGAUCUCUUAUCUGAUUGCGAAAUCACGCCUCACGUUUGCUUUCGGCGGGGUCAUGGAGUCGACCUCUUCCCUGCUGCCACCCACAUCUUACGACAGAAUCAUGGAGCUGGAUGCCGAGCUUCGCCGGGCCAGGGACUUGAUCCCUGAACACCUCCUCAUCCGACCCAUGGAAGACUGCCCGUUAGAUUCCCCGAACCUCAUACUAUCGCGAUUUGCAGUUGUGAGUGUGUACCACAAAGCUCAGUGUGUGCUCCAUCGGAGGUUCCUUAUCCAGGCGCGUGAGAAUCCUCGUUUUACGUACUCGAGAAGGACGUGCAUUGAUUCCGCGAUGGAGCUGCUGCGGUAUCAGUCAUUACUCCACACGGAAACUCGACCCACUGGCCGUCUACGAAGCCGGCACAAUCGGGUGACCUCGCUUGGCUCUACCGACUAUCUCCUUGCCGCAACUAUCAUCUGCCUCGACCUAUUCCAUGGACAACGGCUCCAGGCGGCGGGCAGAACGUCCAGUGACUCAUACGCCUGGGGUAGAGAGCGGCGAGAUGAGAUGCUCGCGGCUCUGCAGCGAACCAAGGAGAUAUGGGAGGAGCUCCGGGACGAGACGAUGGAGGCCUGGAAGGCGGGAGGAGCCCUGGGGGUGAUGCUUGCCAAGCUCAACUUGGGACACCCUGAAAACAAUACUGCCGCGGCGGCAUUUGAGCCACAGGAUGAGAAGCAAAGCGCGGCAAUGACACUCGGUCUUCUCAGCAGCGGGAUGAGCCCGAUGAAUCCCGGCCAUCAGCCCCUUGGUGACAUCUCGUUCAAGAUGCCCGAUGCGCCUUUGCCAGCACAAGGAGCAUUCGGCCCGACAGCGGACAUGACAGGGGCGCCUUCUCCGUUCAGCACCAUGUUUGGCCAGAUGCCUGACAUGCAGCUCAAUCUGGACUGGGACGCCUGGGAUACCUACAUUCAGAGCUCAACGCUGGACGCUUCGUCGCAAUGGUGGCCAUCCGGAGAACUGCAGCAACCGCAGGGUCAAAACCCCCUGUCUCCUCCCCAACUGCCAGUGGUCCAACCUGGACCUGCCGACAGAAUGCGCUCUUUGCCCCGUGGUCCCAACAUGUUCUCUCCGGAGACCAGUGGCUACGAUAGCAGUCCACUGGCGACCUACCCUGUCAACCCACCCCAACAUCCCGGGAAUCCGGUGACGGGGCAAGGGACGUGACGUGCCCUUGGCAUUGACCGGACACGCAGUAUAUGAAAUGAAUGGGUAAAAGUUAAUGUGCAGGUUUAGUUUCUUUCUGAAGUGCUCGUUGUAACCGCCUAUCUCCGCUCACAGGAGACGUGUUUUCACAGUAUAUAUUUAAGGAGUUGGUGUCUGAAAUGGGGGAGAUGUACAGUUGUUAUCAUUAUCGACUCUCUGUCCGGUCAGGAACAAUGUAUGUAAAAUAGUGGAAGUCAUGAUUACCAGUUGCGCCGAGUA
This is a messenger RNA of Aspergillus heteromorphus CBS 117.55, 3004 nucleotides long. RefSeq names its product Zn(II)2Cys6 transcription factor. Gene Ontology annotation, biological process: DNA-templated transcription; regulation of transcription by RNA polymerase II. NCBI's taxonomy places the organism in Eukaryota, Fungi, Ascomycota, Eurotiomycetes, Eurotiales, Aspergillaceae. The transcript is spliced from 7 exons. The record is from RefSeq and is a predicted model, not a curated record. Gene Ontology annotation, molecular function: RNA polymerase II cis-regulatory region sequence-specific DNA binding; zinc ion binding; DNA-binding transcription activator activity, RNA polymerase II-specific. Gene Ontology annotation, cellular component: nucleus. The coding region runs from base 185 to 2746 and encodes 853 amino acids.